This is a messenger RNA of Pleurotus ostreatus (oyster mushroom), 2655 nucleotides long. RefSeq lists its product as uncharacterized. Gene Ontology annotation, molecular function: RNA binding. Bases 1 to 2655 code for a protein of 884 amino acids. The transcript is spliced from 10 exons. Gene Ontology annotation, biological process: mRNA 3'-end processing by stem-loop binding and cleavage. NCBI's taxonomy places the organism in Eukaryota, Fungi, Basidiomycota, Agaricomycetes, Agaricales, Pleurotaceae. Gene Ontology annotation, cellular component: mRNA cleavage and polyadenylation specificity factor complex. The record is from RefSeq and is a predicted model, not a curated record.
AUGAUCACAUUUACACCUUUGGCUGGUGCUGCCCGUUCCUCCUCCUUGUCCCCCCUUUCCUAUCUUCUCCAAAUUGACGAUGUGCGCGUUUUGCUAGACUGCGGUUCGCCGGAUUGGUGCCCAGAGUUGGGGGAGAAUGACGGCGAGUUCUACUGGGAGACAUAUUGCACGGCCCUUCGCGAUGUCGCGCCUACUGUUGACCUGGUUCUGCUGUCGCAUGGAGACUUGGCUCACUCUGGACUCUAUCCAUACGCGUAUUCACGGUGGAACUUGAAGGCGCCGACGUACACAACAUUGCCUGUGCAAGCUAUGGCCCGCAUAGCAGCAACCGAAGACGUCGAGGGAAUCCGCGACGAAGAAGAUGUCGGCGAUGUCCUUACCGAAGAACCAUCCACACCUGAGCCAUUGUCUGAAGGACCUCGGCUGAAAGACAAGCAGAGGGGCAAGUACGUAGCUACCCUCCAGGAAGUGCAGGAGGCCUUCGAUGCUGUCAAUACACUCCGCUACUCGCAGCCCACACAUCUACAAGGUCCGCAUGUAGGCUUGACGAUCACUCCAUUCAACGCGGGCCACACCCUCGGUGGAACCAUAUGGAAGAUUCGCUCGCCGUCGUCAGGUACGAUUAUGUACGCGGUGAACAUGAACCAUAUGAAGGAGCGGCAUCUUGACGGCACGGUGCUCAUGAGGGGUUCGGCGGGAGGGAUAUUUGAACCACUAGCGCGACCCGACCUCUUGAUUACUGACGCAGAGCGCGCGAAUGUCAUCAUAAGUCGACGGAAAGAGCGCGAUCUCGCAUUAAUUGACACAAUUACAUCCACUUUGUCCUCGCGGUCAUCUCUGCUCCUUCCAUGCGACGCCAGCACCCGGGUUCUCGAACUUCUCGUCUUGCUUGAUCAGCACUGGAGCUUCUCUCGUCUUCGGUAUCCCAUUUGUUUCCUGACUCGGACGGGUAGUGAAAUGCUUACAUUCGUGCGAAGUAUGAUGGAGUGGCUGGGUGGGACGGUUAGCAAAGAGGAUGUAGGUGAAGAGAACCCAAAUCAACGGCAGAACUCGAAGCGCAAGAGAGGUGAUGAGGGGGAUGAUGAUGCUUUAGGUGCUUUGGCUCUUCGUUUCAAACACCUGGAAUUCUUCCCGAACCCUCAAGCUCUACUAGAACGCUACUCGUCGAAAGACCCCAAGCUAAUACUUGCUGUACCUGCAUCGCUUUCCCAUGGCCCUUCUCGACACCUCUUUUCUGAAUUUGCCGCCGUGCCGGAUAAUGUCGUGCUACUUACCCAACGCGGUGAAGAACAUACCUUGGGACGGGCGUUAUUUGACAGAUGGAAUAACUCUCAGCGCGGUGACGACCGCUGGGACAAGGGCAGAAUUGGUAGUAAUAUCAUGAUGGACGGUGUCAUGAAGCUCAAGAUCAACACCAAGGUACCUCUCCAAGGCGCUGAGCUUGAGGACUACCUCCAGAAGGAACGCGAAGCGAAAGAGAAAGUGGCUGCCCAGCAAGCCGUGAUGGCACGCCAGCGCCGCAUGCUCGAGGCGGACGAAGAUGACAGUGACUCUGAGUCCGAUGACUCAGAAGCCGACGACGAAGACGAAAAAUCCGACAAAGCGCUGGACAACGACUGGAAUAUGGACGGCGACGAGGGGCUGACAAAGCAGCUGCUAUCGUAUGAUAUCUACUUGAAGGGGAAUGUGUCGAAAGCGACUUCGUUCUUCAAGAGCGCCGGUGGCCAGACACAGCGGUUCAGGAUGUUCCCGUAUGUAGAGAGGAAGCGGAGGGUGGAUGAGUAUGGGGAGACUAUCGAUGUGGCGACGUGGUUGCGGAAAGGGAAGAUACUUGAGGAAGAGGCCGAGAGCGAUGAGGCUAAGGCGAAGAAGCGCGAGGCCGACGAAGAAGCCAAAGUAGUUAAAGAACCGCCAUCUAAGUUUAUCUCUUCAGAGAUCGAGAUCCAGCCUGCAUGUCGACUUCUCUUCGUGGACAUGGAGGGGCUCAACGACGGACGUGCCGUGAAACAUAUUGUCCCUAAGAUUAACCCACGGAAAAUGAUCAUCGUUCACGCGUCCGACAGCGCUACAAACGCGCUCAUCGAAAGUUGUGCAGAUAUACGCGCGAUGACGAAGGACAUAUACGCGCCCGGCAUCGCAGAGAGUAUCCAAAUAGGCCAACAGACGAACACCUUUUCAAUAUCCAUCAGCGACGAACUACUAGCAUCCGUGAGGAUGUCAAGGUUCGAGGAUAACGAAAUUGGAUAUGUCAAAGGAAGGGUUGUCGCCCAUGCGACUUCGACUGUUCCUACGCUGGAACCUGCACUUUCAUCUCCCAUCACAUCUCAUUCCACCAAUCAGGUGGUUGCACGGGGGCGGACCCUUGGCUCUCGCCCGCCUGUCAACAUUCCUAACUCGACCAUGAUCGGAGAGCUCAAACUCACUGCCCUCAAAAGUCGCCUGGCCUCCGUGGGAGUACAGGCGGAACUUAUCGGCGAAGGUGUGUUGGUUUGUGGCGCCGCGGCUAAACGUGGCCCCACUACAGAUAGAUUGGGCGAAUCGGUUGCAGUGAGGAAGACAGGGAAGGGACAUGUUGAGCUGGAGGGGAAUGUGUCGGAGGUUUAUUACAUUGUGCGGAAGGAGAUCUACAACCUUCACGCCUUAGUGGCUGCAUGA